Messenger RNA from Trichoderma aggressivum f. europaeum, 1035 nucleotides. RefSeq lists its product as uncharacterized. The record is from RefSeq and is a predicted model, not a curated record. NCBI's taxonomy places the organism in Eukaryota, Fungi, Ascomycota, Sordariomycetes, Hypocreales, Hypocreaceae. Gene Ontology annotation, biological process: protein folding. Gene Ontology annotation, cellular component: endoplasmic reticulum membrane. The transcript has 5 exons. Bases 1 to 1035 code for a protein of 344 amino acids.
AUGGGGUCCACAGCCUUUGGCAACUUCAACGACUUCUGCAAAGAUUCGACCCUGCCGAUCUGCAACUUGCUAUCCGAAGAAUUCAAGAACCAAACCGGCCCCUGGGGAGGAUGUGCGCUCACCGGAAUCCCGCUCAGCGGCGGCCGGCAUCUGGGUAACGUUGGAUCAAUCAUCCUAUGUGGCAUCGGUAUUGCCAUGGCAGCGUUCCUCAUCAUGAAAUCGGACAGGAAAAAGGCUGCCGUGGGCCGUCGCGAAAUUCAACUGUUCCUUCUUGGCUAUAUUGUCAUCAGCAUCUGCGAGAUUUUUUCAGUCGGCGAAAUCCCUCUCGGCAAGACUGUACGAGUGGCUUUUAGUGGCAUUCACAUUGGCGCCAUCAUCGCGACUACAUGGAUCCUUAUGCUCAACGCUGUUGUUGGAUUUCAGCUGCUCGAUGACGGUACCCCGUUGUCUCUGGCCCUGCUAUUUGGCUCUGCCGGCGCCCUCCUCAUUGGAACUGGCUACAUUGCUCUCGACACGGGAUUCAGCUGGACCGGGUUCUGGGACAGCAGCUAUGAACUUCCGAACCGCAACAUUGCCCUCUAUGUGCUAUACCAGCUUAUCCCUCUGCUAUUCCUCGUUGCAUUUUUCGUCCUUGAAACUAUUCUGGUCCUUCGAAUCCUGGGAGAGCUCCGCCCGAUGAUCUAUCUGACUGCCGCUGCCCUUCUCUUUGCCAUCGGUCAGGUUUUCAACUACGUCAUUAGCAAAUACAUUUGCGAUGGGACCAACGGCAAGAUUGACGGAGCCCUUUUCGAGACGCUGUUCACGCUUCUGGCCGUCGGUAUGGUCUGGGUCUUCUGGUCAAGCAUCACCGAGGACGACUGGCCUAUGCCGGCAACAGAGUCUUACACCUCUCCAGGCUAUACCGCUACCAGUGCAGCCUAUGCCAACACGGGAUACGCCAACCAGAGCUAUUCCAACCAAGGCUUUGCCUCGCAAUCCUACAACUCCAACAACCACUCGCACUCGCAAUCCUACAACUCCCAACCAUACAACUAA